Molecule: messenger RNA, 891 nt
Organism: Nicotiana attenuata
Lineage: Eukaryota; Viridiplantae; Streptophyta; Magnoliopsida; Solanales; Solanaceae
Exons: 2
Coding region: 260-580 (106 amino acids)
Source: RefSeq, a predicted model, not a curated record
CAAAACAGUUUUAGGGAUAAAAGUGAAAAUAGGGAAUUAACAAUAAGUCAAUAACCCAAGGAAGGUGAGAUACUGGUGUCGGGUUCUAUCUUCUAGUAAUUCAAAAUUCCUUCCGCCGGCGGCCGUAAUCCCGUCGCCGGAAAGGAACGGCGAUUCGAAAUCUCCGCCACAAAAUAGAGAAUUACACACUUGCAUUUGAUAGACUGAGAAGGAGAAGCUAGAAAGGGGGAGGAGAGAAAGGAGGAAGGGAGGCGGAAUCAUGAUAACGCGAUCGAAUUUGGCGGAGCAGCUGAGAGAAUAUCAGAUUCGAUCGAAGCACGAUUGGGCCUCUGUCUCUUUCUUCUCCUCCACCUCUAAUAUCACAUCUACAAGGGCAGAUGUCGUCAUCUUUGUAAUAUUUGAACUGGUUAUUUUGGCACUCCUGGUUUUCUCUGCGGUUUCACUGUAUUUCAAGCAUCUGAAGCUUGCAUUUAUCUUAGUAUGUGUUAGCUUGCUAUUGCUUUUAUGUGUGACAAUUGCAAAGCAAGUUACAGCAGCCAGGAAGAAGAAGCGAAGGAUGCUUCUUCCCUUAUCAAUGUAGAAGUGGCGAAUGGAGAACAACCUUUUGCUACGCGCAACCAACUUCUUGGUACGCGCAACCAGUUUUUUGAUAUGAAAGUAUGAAAAAUCUUAAAUAACUAUAGGUGUUUGGGCUGGUUGAUAAAGCUUCAUGUAAGUUUAGCCUCAGCCCUACAAUGUAAUUUUCCUGUAACAUCAUUCUUAUAUAUCUCUUUUUUGGUCAAGACUCGAGUUAUCUCAUGAAAUGCAUAUGUCCUGACAGCAUUGAAUACUGUUAACCACAAGAACCAAAUGUCCCUAAAUCAUGAAGGAUCUUGAUCUUUGAAAUCUGAA